Messenger RNA from Rubroshorea leprosula, 2847 nucleotides. NCBI's taxonomy places the organism in Eukaryota, Viridiplantae, Streptophyta, Magnoliopsida, Malvales, Dipterocarpaceae. The record is from the annotation of a GenBank genome assembly.
CUUCUCUACGUAACCGUUUCCUCUUUCAUUUUCAUUUCUGUGUUUGCUUAAAUUUCCUAAAAUUCUCUGAAGCGGAACCGCUCCAGCUUGAAGAACCAGCACAUCGAAUCAACUUCACAUUCAGUUUCAGGUAAAAAUGGUUUCAUUAAGAGAACUUACAGAGCAACGAGGUAACCAGGGCAGAGAGGGGGAAGAGGAAGGGAUUUUGUCAGUGGAGCCUAUCACUAUGAUAGUGCCGCCGGAGUUGCAGGAUAUACCGAAAACAGUGGCGUCUGAGACCAGCGCCGGUUCCAGCGCCAGCGACAACGGUGGCGACCCCCCCAGUGCACCGUCCAGCAGUUCGUCUACUGAGGAGACACCCAGCCGUGAAGAAGGGGUGGGGGAUUUGGUGAGCAGUGUCUCAGAUCGGCCGAUGAUUGGGGAAUGGGAAGGUGCGAUGAUCCCGGGCAGGUUGAGUAACCUCCGCAAAGCACCGAAGGACCUGCCCGCUGGAUUCAGGUUCAAGGCUGCACUUCAUCACGAAGUAGCAGAUUGUGCGCCCUCCAUAAGCGGAUAUAAGAGGCUCGAGGAGAUGGUGAGGGCGUACCAUAUCCCUAAAACCAUACUGCUGCGGACUGGCGGGCAGAACGAAGGGGCGUGCACGGUGUCGCGAACAGGCUGGAUCCCAGUGUAUACGGACCACUUUGACGCCGGCCUGCGGUUUCCCCUACCCGGCCUGGUAUUCGAUUUGCUCGCGGAGUACGAGCUGGCGCUGACGCAGCUAACGCCCAACAGCAUAAGGUUCAUCAUGGGCUUUAUGCUGUUGUGCGCAACAUUGGAGGUGCCAGCUAAAGCGAUAGUGUUCAGGUUGCUAUUCCAGUGCCGGUUGUGCCCAAACUCACAAGGAGCGAGGUGGUACUACCUCUCUGGGAGGGAUAAGAGCCAAUUGUUCAAGAAUGUCCGGAACAAAGUGGCGAGAUGGAAGAGGCAGUUCGUAUUUGUUCGCGACACGCGGACAGAGAGGAUAAGCAACGACCUCGCUGCUCGGCUGUCAGAAUGGCGAACUCCGAACGCCCACAUCAACUACCCCCAGCUGUUGCCCCGGGAUGUCGACCUGAAGAACCAACUGCUUCAGUAUGCGCAGGGGGAGGGUCUUAUAGAUUUAGAAGCCCUGGUUACCUCGGAGCAGCUUGCCGUGUUCGGGCUUGUCGAUGUGACAAACCUGUUCAGCGAAGGUAUAUUUUCAUCAUAUAUCAUAGAUUCUAGCCGAGCUGAGGCUUAUGCAUUUGUUUGUGCAGGUGAAAUGAGCAGCAUAUUGGAACGUCAGCGCCAACGUGCCCAGAGCUCCCGAGGUCGUGGGGCGAGCAGCGCGCAGCCCCGGCAAACACGGUUUGACGAGCGGCCACCCCCAGCGCCUCAAUCGCGCGGCUCGUCACACCGGGGGUCUAGCUCGGCUUCAAGGCCACGAGCAGAGCAUCGAGCUGAGGCUUCAGCUCCGAGCGAGCGCAGGCGCGCACGCGAGGAGACGGAGAGUGAAGAUGAGGUCCCCCUUGCUAGGCGCAUAAGAAGCGGGGGGACUCAGCCCGCGCAGGCGACUCGUCCUGUAACAGUGCGUUCACCGAACGCACCGUCAGCGACUGUGCGGGCAGCAGUGGAGCCCGCCUCUGCACUGGCCUCGACAUCCGGCCCCAGGAUUGCUUAUCCUGAGGGCUUCAGCUAUGUGCGGGCAGAGUGUCAGCCUGCCAUGGUGCAAGCCAUGCACAGCUUUGUGCCCCCUAUGGAUAACAAGCGGGCCAAAUCUUUUGUGCAGCAGCAUGGCGGCCAGGUCGCCAUGAUAAAACUUAUGGAUGCAUUCAGCUAUGCUGUGGCUAUGUACGAGAGUGAGCAAGCGGCUCGUACACGGAACAGCGAGCUCGGUUCCAAGUGCAAGCAACUAGCUGCUGAGAAGGCCAGCCUUGUGGAUGAUGUGAAUCAUCUGCAAGGCUCUGAAAUGGCGAACCGAGCUGCGACUGCGGAGAGCCGGGCGGACGAGCUCGCCAACAAGAACAACGAGCUUAGGGAGGAGUUGGCGCGAGCUCGAGCUGAGAGAGAGAGCGGAAUACAAGCGGCAAGGGAUGAGGCCGCCAGGGCUGAUGAGAGGGCAAAGAAGGCUGAGGCCGACAGGGAUCAUGCUCAGCACGAGCUGAGCUCUCUUAGGCACCAAGUCGCCGAGGCGGACCGAAACCUUGCUGCUACCGGGGAGGCUCUGAACGAGCUGAAGGCUUCCCAUGCCCGUUCUGUCGCCAUCGCCCGGGCUCAAGGGGCGGAAUGGUUCGUAGGCUCGGCUGCGUUUCAGGACGCCGUGGCGGUGGCGUCGGCAAAUCUGGUCUUCUUUGACGAGGAGGAGCUAGACGAGCAGGGUAAGAGCCUUGCUCCCCUCGCUGAUGCAACUGUGAGGCUGAGAUGGGAUUUGAACGAGGAGGGCGUGCCCGUCUGGCCACCGUCCAUUCUGGAGGACGGGGAGGACCCAGUAGGACUGCCCUCAUUUGAUGCAUGGGUAGAGGGUGCUCCUGUAGCUGAGCAGGAGCCUUCAAGCACCCCACCCAACUCUCAGCCCGCUGCUGCGCCCUCCAGCUCACCCGUCAACGCGCCAGCCUCCGAGCCCGCUGCCCGAUCUCCACCAGCUCGCUCUCCGAUCUCCACCAGCUCGCUCUCCUGCGGUUGUUGCUGAUUCAUCCAUGCCCGUCGAUCUGACGGAUGACUAGGCUUAGGACUUUUUGUUUCAUUUUUUGUAUUUUUGCUUUGGCAUUUUUGUAUUUGAUCAACCAGAUUCCGAUCGUAUGUACUUCUAAUGUAACAUCAUUGAUGAAAUACAAAAAUGAAUUUUCU